AUGAAGAAUGAGAUUGCCAAAGUUACAAAUUUCCAAGAAGGGCAGUUGCCCUUCAAAUAUCUGGGGGUGCCUGUCACCGGAAAAAAAUUACCUAUUCGUCAUUACAUGUCGUUGAUAGAUCGUGGUUUCGAAGGUAGCUGUAAGGCACCGGUAGCAUGGAAAAAGGUUUGUACUCCUAAAAGCUAUGGGGGUCCGAAUAUAAUUGAUCUUGACCUUUGGAACAAGACCAAUAUGAUUAGACUUCUUUGGGAUAUAAAUGGCAAAGCAGAUUCUCUCUGGGUAAGAUGGAUUCAAGCAUACUACUUGAAGAACAAACACCGAAUGGAAAUAGAGAUCAAACCGCAUUACUCUUGGAUCAUGAAGGCGGUCCUCGAUCAAAGAAACUGUGUCAAUGAUAUUAAUGAUUGGGAGGAUAUCAUGAAUACUAAUAACUUCAAUAUAAGCAAAGUCUAUAAGAAGUUACAACUGAGCGAUCAGAAGGUGGAAUGGAGGAACUUGAUGUAUGGUAACACGGCGAGACCGCGAGCUUGUUUUAUUAUUUGGCUUGCCUGUCAUGGAAGACUAUCCACCAAGGACAGUUUAUAUAAAUUUGGUUUGAUUGAUAAUAAAGGUUGCUGCUUUUGCCUCAUAGAGGAAUUCGCCGAUCAUCUCUUUUUUGAAUGUCCUCACACUAGGAAAAUUUAG
Molecule: messenger RNA, 684 nt
Organism: Vicia villosa (hairy vetch)
Lineage: Eukaryota; Viridiplantae; Streptophyta; Magnoliopsida; Fabales; Fabaceae
Exons: 2
Coding region: 1-684 (227 amino acids)
Source: RefSeq, a predicted model, not a curated record